AGUUUAAAGGAUUUUAUGUGAAAAGCUGGAGAACGCUUGUCUCUACAAAAGAACCUCAAAAGCAUAUCAGGACUCAAGAAGUUUCUGAAGAAAGUGACUCUGGGAUUACGUGCUACCCGACAGGCAGACAGCACAGAAAGUCUCUCAGGUGGAAGAUAGAGCUGGAGCCAUGGGCAAGUGAGAGUCACAGCCUGGAAGAUGAGGCGUUCAGGUUUCUCAAGUACAUCACGACACCACAGGUGUCCUGUAGAAAUCCUGCAGACAGUCUGCCAGCUCAGGGAUCAUGGGCACUAUGUUUGGAUAACAGAUUCAACUUGGCUCGAAGCAUCAACACCAAACACUGCCGAGUCUACUCACUUGGGAGGAGAAGAUAAACAGUUGGAGAAAGUCUUAGCUAAGGCAGGUUGUGAGGUUCACUGUUUUGACCCCAGUAUCCGAGAGGCUCACCUGCAGGACUCACGCAUGUGGCUUCAUCGGCUCUCCAUCGACUGGAGGGACCCGAACCCUGCUGUCAUGACGCAGAGACAACACAGCAGCACCAAGAAGCUUUCUGCUGUCCUCAAUCACUAUGGACAUAGACAGUUAGACGUCCUGAAAGUGGACAUGGAGAGUGCCGAAUGGAAAAUCUUAGAGAACCUGAUCCUGGAAAACGUUUUACACUCUGUAGGCCUCUUGCUCCUUGAGGUUCACCUACACUGGGCCGGGUUCGAAGUGAGCGGUGACAAGCCCUCCGUUGUGCGCUACUGGUUCAGUCUGCUGAAGGAGCUGGAGAAUACACACUUCCACCUGUACCACAGUUACAGAGACCCGGCAAAGCCGCAGCUCUUUCUUCAGAAGAACUUACACAAUGCAAGCAGCACUUACAUACUAGGGUGGGUCAACAGGUGCUACAUGGCACAAGAGACUCGCAAGGGUUAAAUUGAUUAAAUAUAUGGAGGAGUCAAGGUACUCCAGACUCAAAUCAUUAUCAUUUUAAUCACAUGCUUUUGAAUCCAGCAAAUUACUCAACUGCAAGCUUGGGUAUUGUCAGAAGAACAUACACAGGCAGCAAGAAGGAAAGGAAAUAAACUGCAGUGGAGUGAAUCAACACAAAUUACUUGAUACGAAAAUUGGAAGAAAUGGAAUUCAGUAAAAAUAAAAAAUGCUUUUCCACAUUUUGUAGAACCUGGAAAUAAAAAAAUGAUCUUUUUUAAUGUGAUAUAAAUAACACAUCUAACAUGCUUUUUUUUACAAGCCCAGAUUGCCAGGAUAUUUUUACUAUUCUUGUUUUGUUUUUUUUACAUAUACUUUUCCCACACAUAUUUGUCUAUUUUCCCAUGAGUCAAAACACUAAUACAGUUUUAUAAUUAAGACUUAAGUUUGGUUUUAGCUUUCAGAAUUUAAUUAAUGCUCACAAUAGACAGAGAGAGCUAGGAAAUUAAUUCAUCUCAGAACUGAAGGAAAGAACACAAACUAGCAACGUAGUUUUAAGGGACACGACACUUAAUAGAUGGAUGUGUUGGCCCAAAUUGGAACAACAGCACAGAAGCAACCACAAAACUGAGAACAGAAUUGUUCAGACACACUUAGAGGAUGAUAAUGGCUACGGUUGAAUUUAGUUUUAAAUGUAAAUAGUAAAGUGAAUGUAUAAACCAGUUUCUGUAUUUUAAUAAGUUGUGCUUACAGACUUCCUGAAAUUCACGAUUUUUUUUAAGUGCGAAAAAACUCACUUUAAAGAGUUUUGAUUUGUUGAACCUUUUUUGGGGAGUAACUGGAUUUUAUGGGGUUAAUGACCAACAUGAUGUCUUGUUGAGUUUAAUAGGGGUUGAGUGUUUUCAAAACUUCUGUGUUAACUUUAAGGUCUACAGUUUUUGUUAAGUGUGUCACAGUUUCCUUAGUUGACUCAGCUCAUGCUUUUCUGUUAUUGUAUGGGCUGUGUGUGUGUGUGUCUAAUGGGAUGUGCCAGCUCAUCAAUCUUUAUGAAGACUGGCAUAAAUGUUUCUCUUUGUUUAAUAAAAAGCUCAGUAUGAGGACACUGGGGUCUGCUCACUACAGUGGGACUGGCAGCUCGUUGAAGCAGAAAAUGCUGCCUGACCUGAGGCGAUCAGAAGAAGCAUCUUCGCUACAGAGAGAGUUGCUUGCCAUGGUGCAGGACAACAAGAACAAUUUAGGUGAGCUACGGCUAGACAUUUGUCUAUAAAAACCGGUGUCUUGCAUAACACAGAGAUCACUUGAGAUCACACUUGAACCCUGAUCUUCCAAACAACAACCCAGAGCCUUAACCACUGGAUCUACCACCGCCCCUUAGCUCACCAGUUUGGUAUAAGUUUAUUUACACUUCGGCUAUAAGCUGCAGAAGACAAGACUAAAGCUACAGAAAAUGCUGGGUGCUGGGAUACUAGAGACAUCAGAGUCCAUGGAAGGUGUCUGUAGUCCUCUCCAAAUACAAAGACAGUUCAGUGUUGACUUCUAGUAUCUUUAUAGCAGGAUAUAUACCAUAUCAUCUUAUUAGAGCUCUGCUGUUUUAGUUUCAUGGAUUUGUGCAGUGGAUACUGGCAAGACAAGCUGAAGCCAGAGACCAAGCCCAAGAUUGUAUUUACCCUGGGAAAAGGUCUCUGACAGAUCAAGAUAAUGAAUGCUGGGUUUUGCAAAACUUCACCCAACUUCAAAAUACACAGAGAAGGUACUGUUUGGCAUACUCCAGAGCAAGAGUAAAUACUCUACCUUGAUGCAUGUUCCUAUGAUAAGGCACUCCAGAACCAAUGGGAGGUGAUGAUGGUUGUAUAGAACAAUGGCCUGCUGUUGGACCCCAAGAAAUACCACAUGAUGAGGCAGAUUAGACAAAUGGGAUAGAAGAAUCCAGCCAAAAUGGAAUUCACAGGAUAGAGAACCUGGACCAGGACUCCUCCUACUGAUCAUUUAUGAACACCCCUUUGGCAUCACUUGCUCUCUCCAUUGCUCACAACAGUCAGUGGUUUAUUUGAAAACCAGGAUGCAUUGUUUACUAAACUAUUGGAAACCCUUGCAAUUACCCCUAUUCUGGCCUAUCCAGCUGGUUCAAAAUGUAGGCAGCAUGGUGGUGCAAUUGAUAGUGCUGCCAUCACACGGUAAAAGGGUCCCUGGUUCAGUCUUGACCUUGGGUUACUGUCUGUGUAAAAUGUUUUACACAUUUGCACAGGUCUCCUCUGGGUUGUCAGGUUUUCUCCCACUGUCUUAAACCAUAAAAAGGAUGUAGACUGGCUAUUAAAUAUUCCUUGUAGGUUUAAAAGCUAUGUGAAGUUACAGUAUGUAUGUACAGUUUGUCCCUUAAUGGGGAAUAUUUCCAGCUUGGAUCCACUGUGGCCUUGACCAGGGUAAAGCAGUUACUUUAAAUUAAUUAAUGCAUGACCGUAAAUGUAAAUGACAUUUACUCUCUAAAGGCCACUUUUACUCCCUUAUGUGUGGGAAGGUUUCUAGCCCAUUUCACUGUCCACUCACCAGUGAUUAUACUGGCAUAAAUGUGAAUAAAAAGAGAAACAGAGAAGAAAAAGCAGCAAGGUUUGCUACAAAUAUCAGCAGAUACAACAAAAAGGGUAAAAUUGGUAAAAGAACAUACGUAGGAAAAGAAUAGCUUCUGAGAACAAAAUGCCCUAAGGAUGCUAUAAAGCCUGGAGGUGGCUGGGGCUGUUUUCCUGCAAUGUUGUUUGUGAGCUUGUGUUUACUAAAUAAUUUCUUCAUUGAUUUCAGCAAGUUGGCAUUUUGGAUCCAAACAUGUUGAAAUUAGUGAAGACAUUAUUCAAGCAAUAGAAAGGGGUAUUUCAGAAGGAAAGCGAUCCAAAGUACCAGCCAUCUUUGAACAUCUUUGGAGAAGAAAUUAACAGAUUGAUGGUGCAGCAUGGAGGACCAUAUAAAUGGAUUAGAAGGAAACAACAAACACUGUUAAUGAACAUAUUAGAUGGAUUGGGAUCUGAAAGUGCUAUUUAUAGAGCUUUGUUUAGAGCUAUUAAUUCUCCUUUACUGAGGACCUGGGAAGGAUCGAGGAGACAGAGUUUACAACUUACUGUUUAUCACUGCCCAGUUUGUCUAUGUGGUUUCACCUUCACAAAGGUGCUGCCAUCAACGGAGUGAAAUGAAGCCGUAGAAAACAGGUUA
Molecule: messenger RNA, 4110 nt
Organism: Hemibagrus wyckioides
Lineage: Eukaryota; Metazoa; Chordata; Actinopteri; Siluriformes; Bagridae
Gene: mettl24
Product: methyltransferase like 24
Exons: 5
Coding region: 199-918 (239 amino acids)
Source: RefSeq, a predicted model, not a curated record